Messenger RNA from Vicia villosa (hairy vetch), 1119 nucleotides. Its product is annotated as soluble inorganic pyrophosphatase 1-like. NCBI's taxonomy places the organism in Eukaryota, Viridiplantae, Streptophyta, Magnoliopsida, Fabales, Fabaceae. Bases 198 to 821 code for a protein of 207 amino acids. The record is from RefSeq and is a predicted model, not a curated record. Gene Ontology annotation, molecular function: magnesium ion binding; inorganic diphosphate phosphatase activity. Gene Ontology annotation, cellular component: cytoplasm. Gene Ontology annotation, biological process: phosphate-containing compound metabolic process. The transcript is spliced from 9 exons.
CCCAUCUCCAUUCCCAACCGUCCGAUAUUCAAAUCACACGACUCAUAUUCAAUUCAACCUUUCGCCGCUAACUUAAAAACUUUUUUGACACCCAACCAACCCCAGUCUUUGUUUCUUCUUCCCAAACUCCCCUAUCACCCUCUCUCAUUCACUACCUUUCUUAAAUCCGUGUGAUUUUUAUUGUUUGCGAAGCUAAUAUGGCUAACCAUGAAGAGGCAAAGUCUCACCCUAAGCUCAAUGAAAGAAUACUUUCUUCCAUGUCCAGGAGAACUGUUGCUGCUCACCCCUGGCAUGAUGUAGAGAUAGGACCAGGAGCUCCUGCAGUUUUCAAUUGUGUGAUUGAAAUUGGCAAAGGUGGUAAGGUUAAGUAUGAGCUGGACAAGAAAAGUGGACUUAUAAAGGUUGAUCGUGUUCUUUACUCAUCUGUUGUCUACCCACACAACUAUGGUUUCAUCCCACGAACCAUCUGUGAAGACAGUGAUCCUUUGGAUGUUCUGGUUCUGAUGCAGGAACCUGUGCUACCUGGUACCUUCCUCCGUGCUCGUGCUAUUGGAUUAAUGCCCAUGAUUGACCAGGGUGAGAAGGAUGACAAGAUCAUAGCAGUUUGUGCUGAUGACCCAGAGUUCCGCCAUUACACAGACAUCAAAGAGCUUCCUCCACAUCGACUGGCUGAAAUAAGAAGAUUCUUUGAGGACUACAAGAAGAAUGAGAACAAAAAAGUUGAUGUUGAUGAUUUUCUACCAGCUGAGUCUGCCAUUGAUUCCAUCAAGUACUCCAUGGACCUCUAUGCUUCUUACAUAGUUGAGAGCUUAAGGAAGUAACUUUAGAUUAUCCAAUUGCAAUGAUCUCUAAAUUUUCAUACAAAUAUUAAUAAAAUUCCAUACUCAAUGUCAUUUCUGUGUCAUUGUGUCGUGGCAAUUGUGCUGCUCUGCCUCUGGCACAAGCACAACCAUAACAAUCAGUAGAAAAUCUUCUGGUUAGAAGUUGCAGUUAACUGCCAUUGAAUACUGAGCUCGUUUCUAGUAUUUUGAAGCACUGAUUUAUAAAAGUCAUAAUUAUGUUCUUGUUGGUACUAUUAUUGCUAUUAGAUCAAUGAUAUUCUCACACUUUCCCAGUUAA